AUGGGGCAGUGGCGCAACAACCGUGUAAAUGAGGUGGACAAGUCCACCGGCCCCCGAGGUCUCAUGGCCCCGAGGUCUCAGGUCCCCGAGGUCUCAUGGCCCCGAGGUCUCAGGUCCCCGAGGUCUCAGGUCCCCGAGGUCUCAUGGCCCCGAGGUCUCAUGGCCCCGAGGUCUCAUGGCCCCGAGGUCUCAGGUCCCCGAGGUCUCAGGUCCCCGAGGUCUCAGGUCCCCGAGGUCUCAGGUCCCCGAGGUCUCAGGUCCCCGAGGUCUCAGGUCCCCGAGGUCUCAGGUCCCCGAGGUCUCAGGUCCCCGAGGUCUCAGGUCCCCGAGGUCUCAGGUCCCCGAGGUCUCAGGUCCCCGAGGUCUCAGGUCCCCGAGGUCUCAUGGCCCCGAGGUCUCAGGUCCCCGAGGUCUCAUGGCCCCGAGGUCUCAUGGCCCCGAGGUCUCGGGUCCCCGAGGUCUCAGGUCCCCGGGCUGUUUGAGUAA
Physella acuta is the source of this 486-nucleotide messenger RNA. Its product is annotated as S-antigen protein-like. Lineage: Eukaryota; Metazoa; Mollusca; Gastropoda; Physidae. The record is from RefSeq and is a predicted model, not a curated record.